Messenger RNA from Durio zibethinus, 3042 nucleotides. The record is from RefSeq and is a predicted model, not a curated record. NCBI's taxonomy places the organism in Eukaryota, Viridiplantae, Streptophyta, Magnoliopsida, Malvales, Malvaceae.
UCUGAUUGGAUUAAUUCUUAUUUUCAAAUAAAAAGCUGGGUCUAUCUGAUUGGACAGAGAACAGGACAAGUUUCGUAGUUUCCUCCGAAAAACACAGAGCGACAUUCUCAACGAACUAACUAACCCACAAAACUCAAAACCAACAAAAGUACAAACAACAGUGAAUUCAGAAGCCUCCCUUUUUGUCUUCUUUGUAAUCUCAUCCCACACUGCAACAAAGCCAUAAACCAAAACAAUACAAUCAUCAUGAUUUAAUCACAAUUGAAUUCCACCAAGUCCCAUUUCCUUUUUCUUCAGUUUUUUGAUCUGUUAGAACUUUGGAUCAUUACUUUUCAUUUCUCUUUCACUUUUACUUUGUAACAUAACAUGGGUUUUUUUGCUAAAAAAAAGUGGGUUGUUUUUGUUUUAUUGCAUUGUUGAACUAGUCAUAUUUGUGAACCUGGGUUUUGAUUCAUUCAAACGCUUCAAUCUUUGCUUUUGAAUGCCAUUCAAGCUUUGGCUUUUCAUUGAAUUUGUCCAACCCACUUGACCACUUUGAUCUUUUCUGAGGUAGCUGUUUUAAGGUACAUCAUGGCAACUAAAGGGAACUCUGGGGAGCUGAAAACCAGGAGCUUUGUGUAUAUUUUUAUACUGAUUGGUUUAUGCGGUUCCUUCUAUAUAUUGGGUGCAUGGCAGCGAAGUGGUUUUGGAAAAGGUGACAAGAUAGCCUCAGCUAUCACCAGACAGACUGAUUGCAGCGUUCUUUUCAAUCUUAAUUAUGAAACUCAUCAUGGUGGUGAUGCUGUGACGGUUGAUGCUUCAGACUCAGCACCCAAAGAGUUCCAACCAUGUGAUGAUAAGUAUAUUGAUUACACACCCUGUCAAGAUCAAAUGAGGGCAAUGACAUUUCCACGAGAAAAUAUGAUCUAUAGGGAACGACAUUGUCCACCUGAAGAAGAGAAGCUGCAUUGCCUUAUUCCAGCACCCAAAGGAUAUGCAACCCCAUUUCCUUGGCCAAAGAGUAGGGACUACGUGCCUUACGCCAACGCUCCUUAUAAGAGCUUGACAAUUGAGAAGGCUGUACAGAACUGGAUUCAGUAUGAAGGAAAUGUGUUUAGGUUCCCAGGUGGAGGAACUCAGUUUCCUCAAGGAGCAGAUACAUAUAUUAAUCAACUUGCAUCCGUGAUUCCAAUGGACGAUGGGAUGGUCAGAACCGUAUUAGAUACUGGAUGUGGGGUUGCAAGUCUGGGUGCAUAUCUAUUUAAAAAGAAUGUUAUAACAAUGUCGUUUGCACCAAGAGACUCUCAUGAAGCACAAGUUCAAUUUGCCUUGGAAAGAGGAGUACCGGCUGUUAUUGGAGUUCUGGGAACUAUAAAGUUGCCAUUUCCUUCAAGGGCCUUUGACAUGGCUCACUGUUCUCGUUGUUUGAUUCCAUGGGGUGCAAAUGAUGGAAUGUACAUGAUGGAAGUUGAUCGAGUUCUUAAACCUGGUGGUUACUGGGUGCUUUCUGGUCCUCCCAUCAACUGGAGGAAUAAUUACCAAGCAUGGCAGCGCCCUAGAGAGGAACUGGAGGAGGAACAAAGGAAGAUUGAAGAGAUUGCAAAACUCCUUUGCUGGGAAAAGAAGCAUGAGAUGGGUGAGAUUGCUAUUUGGAGGAAAAGAACAAAUUAUGAUUUUUGCCGCCAACAAGAUGCAAAACCUACUUUAUGUGAAUCAAGAAAUCCAGAUGAUGUCUGGUACAAGAAAAUGGAAGCAUGUGCAACUCCUUACCCUGAGACAACUGGGCCAGAUGAAGUUGCUGGUGGAGACUGGAAGCAAUUUCCUCAGAUGCUUAAUGAUGUCCCUUUCAGAAUAUAUAGUGGAUCUGUCCCUGGAGUAUCUGUUGAGACAUAUCAGGAGGAUGUUUGGUUGUGGGCGAAGCAUGUGAAAGCUUAUAAGAGUGUUAACAAUAUCAUUGACUCAGGGAGGUAUCGCAACAUCAUGGACAUGAAUGCUGGUCUAGGAAGUUUUGCUGCUGCCCUUGAAUCUCCAAAAUUGUGGGUUAUGAAUGUUAUGCCAACAAUAGCCGAGAAAGACACACUGGGGGUUAUCUAUGAACGUGGAUUGAUUGGCAUAUAUCAUGACUGUGGUUUUCAUUAUUGUAUCAUUUACACUGUCUUUAUGCCAAGGUGUGAAGCUUUCUCCACGUACCCUAGGACAUACGACUUCAUUCAUGCAAACAGUCUCUUCAGCUUGUACAAGAAUAAAUGUAAAGCUGAAGACAUUCUUCUGGAGAUGGAUAGAAUUUUACGGCCUGAAGGGACAGUCAUAAUCCGUGAUCAAGUGGAAGUUAUAAUCAAGGUAAAGAAAAUUGUGGGAGGAAUGAGAUGGAAUACAAGAAUGGUGGAUCAUGACGAUGGUCCUCUUGUCUCAGAAAAGAUACUAUUUGCAGUAAAAAAGUACUGGGUUGCUGGCGAAAAUAAUGCAACAUCCUUGGAGUAAACGGAUUAGUAACAUAAUAUAAAUACAGUAUAUCUAAUCUCUUUGUACUCUAUCCAGGUUAGUCUGAAUGUGAACUGUAAACCAAUUUUGAGGUUUCCCUCAUUCUAGUCCUUUUCCUUCAUAUAUUUGCAUAGCGAUUUACUGUUUUUGGUCAAUUCUCGGUAACAUUUAUCUUUUAUCAUCGCAGAGGCAUUUUGUCGAAAUGCGCUCUGCUCUGGACCAUUUUGGAGUGGUGCACCUUUAGUGUUUAGUAAGUGCCACUUUUCAGUUUUUAGUCCAAGUCUUCCAACAUUUACGUUUAGUGAUGGAAGGCCUGAAGGGAAAGUUUGUAAGACACAAGAAAUAGCCAUGAAUCGUGAGGAAAUGAGAAAGUAGCUUUGCUAUGAAUCCGUAACUUAGUUGUAAUUUAAUUUAGUUGGUUCACAUAAUCACCAUUAAAAGAUGGGGUUCAAAUUGCAGCACUUGCUAUCUCUUCUCCUAUUCCUAAACUGUUAUCUCCUUUGAAAUGUAGCUUUGCUGUAGUACAAUAAUUGAACCAACUUCUAGUAGGGGUGAACAACUGAGUCCAACUCCUAUUGCAAG